Tachysurus fulvidraco (yellow catfish) is the source of this 7895-nucleotide messenger RNA. RefSeq names its product DENN domain-containing protein 4B. Gene Ontology annotation, cellular component: cytoplasmic vesicle; ESCRT I complex. The transcript has 29 exons. Gene Ontology annotation, molecular function: protein binding. NCBI's taxonomy places the organism in Eukaryota, Metazoa, Chordata, Actinopteri, Siluriformes, Bagridae. Gene Ontology annotation, biological process: regulation of Rab protein signal transduction. Bases 369 to 4829 code for a protein of 1486 amino acids. The record is from RefSeq and is a predicted model, not a curated record.
GCUGCGCCUCAUACGUCUAGAAACCAACAGCGCUCUGUCGUAUUUUGCCUUUUAAUAGAUGUAUUGCUUUUAAACUUCGUGAUGGCUGGACACCGUAGGGAUUGUGCUACAGCUUAGUGUCAUCACGGAAAACCCUCGCUGUAUUUAUAGCUGUGCUUAAACCUCCGCGGAAAUUAAGUGAAAGUGUCGCUGUGCGUUUUGUCCUCCUUACACAGCGGAUUUCAGCUCGUGGUGUUGCUUGGUGUCUCAGGAGCGGCCGAAUGGACGAGACGGGCUUCAACAUGACCUAAACAUCCCCGGAGAUGUCACUUAACACCGAGCAGUGUCCAGUCCCAGCACAGGUCAAGUGUGGUGGGUAGAUAGGCGGUAUGACUGAGGAGAAAUGUCCUCAGUUGGUGGAUUAUUUUGUGGUGGCUGGGCUGGCGGGCGACUCGGCUCCACCAGACGAGGAAUGUCAGCAGAGAGGAGGCCGUGGCAUGGUGCCCAUCAGCGACCUGGCUGUGAUCGCUCGUGGACUUGGAGAAGAGGUGCCCGAGGGCUUCACUUGCAUCGAGAAGACAUUGGGAGGCCACCCAGCUGAGCUCAGCGCUGGCCUCAUCAAUAACCCACACAUGUUCCUCUGCUACCGACGCAGCCACGACAAACCACCCAUUGUGGAGCUCGGUGUGCUGUAUGAAGGGAAAGAUUCGGUGAAGCAGGGUUGGUAUGUGAUCGAAACUACGCCAUACAGCCGGUGUGCCAGUCUGAGCUCAGGAGCUCCUGCCACACAUAAGACGUUCCUUAUGUAUCGGCGUGCCCCCGACUCGCAGGCCCUGAACACACUAGGGGUGACCGAUAUCUCAUUACUUAUGCCCAGCAAGGGAGAAGUGGCACCACAUACCUUCUGCAAAGUGGACAAGAAUCUAAAUACUGGCAUGUGGGGCCCAGCACUGUACCUGUGCUAUAAGCGGGCUGUAGCAAAAGCCAACGCCCUUGUGUAUGAGGCAGGGCUGAUCAGUCGCUACCCUGAGGAGGAUCUUGAGUCAUUUGCAUUGCCGGAGUCAGUCCCUGUCUUCUGUCUGCCCAUGGGUGUCACUGUAGAGAGCUGGCCACUCAAUACCAAAUACCAGCUCCCUGUCUUCUCCACCUUUGUCUUCACCGCCGCAUCUGGAGAUAAGGUGUACGGAGCUGCUAUCCAGUUCUAUGAAGCAUACCCACGGGAGGCUCUGUCUGAAAGGCAGCGAGUGCGACUCGGGCUGGUCAGCGUUGUGGACCGCAGACCCAUCACUAACCGCACGGUGCAGGUAAAGAAGAGUGUGUGUGUGCUCUCCCACUGGCCGUUCUUCACUGUCUUCCAGAAGUUUCUCACCUUCAUCUAUCGCUACUCCAUCUCUGGACCUCAUGUGCUGCCCAUUGAGAAGCAUAUCUCCAGUUUCAUGCACAAUGUGCCCUUUCCUUCACCACAGCGACCGCGCAUUCUGGUACAGCUUUCUCCAUAUGACAACCUCCUACUGUGCCAGCCAGUGUCCUCACCAUUACCACUGAGUGGUGCCAGCUUUGUGAAACUUCUGCAGAAUCUGGGGCCGGAGAAUGCAUGUACCCUGCUGUUGGCUGUUCUCACUGAGCACAAACUGCUGCUACAUUCCCUCCGGCCAGAUGUGCUGACCUAUGUCAGUGAAGCCCUGGUGUCGAUGACAUUUCCGUUGCGCUGGCCUUGUCCGUACAUCCCACUGUGCCCACUUCGAUGUGCAGAUGUGCUGUGUGCCCCCAUGCCCUUCAUCGUGGGUGUUCACUCCAACUAUUUUGACCUGUAUGACCCUCCUUCAGAUGUGGUGUGUGUGGACCUCGACACCAACACCAUUUUCCAAUCAGAAGACAAAAAACCCUUGUCAUGGAAGUCUUUACCCAGGAAACAUGGAAAAAUCUUGCUGAACUCACUCACUCACCUGCACAAAACCUUAGAGAAAAUCUGUACCCCUGGUCAAGAAGAGGCAACCCUAGAGUUCUUGCUAACAGAUUACGAUCUGAUCUAUGGGCGACAAAAGCAGCUGGAGCUGGAGAUCCAGGAGGUUUUCCUGCGCUUUAUGAGCUGCCUCCUAAAAGGCUAUCGCUCUUAUCUCCUGCCCAUCACCCAGGCUCCCUCUGACAGAACCACUGACUGCAGCUCCCUCUUCAAUUUACAGGGUUUUCUUAAGUCUCGAGACCGGACACAACAGAAGUUUUAUUCCCACCUCACUAAGACUCAGAUGUUCACGCAGUUUAUAGAGGAGUGCUCCUUUGUCAGUGACAGACACGCCUGCCUUGAAUUCUUCGAUGAGUGUGUUCAAAAGGUGGAUGUGGAGAAGCCUGAGGAGGUGAGGCUGAUAGAUCUUGAUGAGGCCCACAGUGGGGAGCAUACAGUGUUUAUAAUGCCACCAGAGGAACCUCAAGAACCUGAUGGCUCUGAAUGCCCUGCAAACUACAGCUAUGAGACAUUUCCUGUUCUGCAUCCUGAGCUGUUUGACCGGCCUCAGGAUCAACUCCGUACCACAGCAAAGGGUAGUGCCCCGAGUAGUCCUGCUCCUCGCCGUACCAAACAGGAGAUCAAGCUGGCUCAGAAAAGUGCACAGAAAUACUCUACAGUUCCUGACAUGUGGUCCAAGUGUCUGCUUGGCCACUGUUAUGGUCUUUGGUUUAUCUACCUGCCCACAUAUGUUCGGGCCGAGAGCACCAAGGUGCGGGCACUGCACACUGCCUAUGAGGUGCUCAAGCACAUGGAGACACGGAAGGUGGUGCUGCCUGAUGAGGUGUGCUACAGGAUCCUAAUGCAGCUGUGUGGGCAGUACGGGCAGCCCGUGCUUGCAGUCAGGGUCCUGCUGGAGAUGAAGAAAGCAGGAAUCAUCCCUAACACCAUCACAUACGGGUACUACAAUAAGGCUGUUCUGGAGAGCAAGUGGCCAUCCACCAAUCAGGGAGGUCGCCUUAGAUGGGCCAAGCUUCGCAACGUUCUUUUGGCUGUGGCACAGUUCAGGCAACCAAUCAAACAUAGGCAAAAGAGUGACUCUGUUAGCUCAAAACAAGGUAACUCCAACUGUAAUCUUUUCCCUCACUCCACUCUUGUACGUCAGACCAGCUGGAGUGGUUUGAGUGAAAGUUCGAGUCAUGAAUCCUUGACUGGUCCCAUCACUAAGAGCAACAGUCUAAGCAGUAUGCGUCCUGACAAAUCAAUGUUAGCUAGAAAAGCAAUGCUCCAAAACAAGAGCAAUGAUGACCCUGCCUCCCGCAAACCUCCUAUUAAUCCUCGUGAUAUGGUUACACCGUCCCCAAUUCCCACUGAUGACCAUGUCAGAGUGCGACGGAGUGACAUCUGCUUGUCCACCUUUUACAAGGAGUGUGCAGAACCAGAUACAGACUGCGUGUACCAGCCGACUGAGAGAGACGGCAGAUCUGCAGAGCAGCGGGAAACGCUAAAUCGCAAGGCAGUAGAUGAGAACUACAACAACGUACACUCCCCAAGUCGUGGACUGGCAGGUAAACUGCAGCAGCUUCUCACACCCACACGUCACCGCAACUCAUCACGCCGUGCAGCCAGUGUGGACGAACGGCGACCUGCCGCUAACGGCCCGUCACGCAAAUCAUCUGAACAGAGACAGUCUCGCAAAUCACAGAUGGCUGAAACUCUGCUAAAAGCCAAAGAGCGACUCUACAAUGCCACCUCAGAGAGCUCAUUGUCCGUAGGUAGUGACAUUGACCUGUCAGACCCUCCGAAUUCUGGUUUUUCUCUCAGGAAGUCAUGGGAUUCUACACAGGAAGGGGUGGGGCUAGAGGUAUCAAUGUCGAGCUGCACGCUUUGUCGGAGCUGCAACUCGUUGGUGUAUGAUGAGGAAAUCAUGGCAGGCUGGACAUCCGAUGACUCUAAUCUUAACUCCAGCUGCCCGUUUUGCUCAGCAACAUUCGUACCACUGCUUAAUGCAGAGAUCUGUGACCUUGGGCCUGUCGGAAGCAGUCAGUAUCGCGGUAAUUUGAACAUGGAGGAUGAGGUGGAGAGUGCUGUGAGGCCCCCUACUGGCCAUGAUGGUGUUCUGUAUAACGGUGUGAAUGAGCACGAUUCCAGUUCUGAGACCAGCACAUACUCUGAGAACAGCAGUAAUACUCUAAACUCCUCAUCUUUGGGUGGCACCCCUCAGGUGACAGUAGCGUACCUGAGCCCUUUGGUCUUGCGUAAAGAACUGGAAAGUCUUUUGGAGAAUGAGGGAGAAAGUGUUCUCUCUCAGGUCCAGUUACUGGACAGCCACUCCAUCCUCUUCUGGAAUCUGGUCUGGUACUUCACUCGUCUUGGCCUUCCUAGCAAUCUCCUACAGCUGGUGCGGGCAUCGCCAUUAGCUUCGAAGAUUUCACAGAGCUCAGAGAGCACUUCAGUAAGGGUGAGGUUACUGUGGGACACUUUGACGCCUGAUACAGAUUACUGGCCACCUCUCUAUGUACUCUGGAGAAUACACAGUGGGGUGCCGAUGCGGAACUAUGCGUGGCGCAAACACAACCAUCCCUUCACCCUGAGCUUCCUGGAGGAAGUCCUGCGUUGUGUCGGUAUGAAUGAAGUGCACAAGGCCAUCACGUUCUUCCUGGACACCGUCAGCAAGCAGACAGGCCAUCCCCGGAUACAGAGGAGUUUGUACAGGGAAUUUCUGUUUCUGACUUUGGCUGCAAUGGGCAAAGACCAUGUCGCUGCUUUUGACAAGAGGUACAAGGCUGCCUACACCAGGCUGAGUAGUUCAAUGGGCCGAGAGGAGCUGAAGAGAAACAGAGCUAAGCCACCAAGCCCCAAAGCUGUGGACUGCAGACGCUGUUUCCUAGUGCCCCUAGACUGCUGAGGGUUGAUACAUAAACACUCCUGCUUUACAGCUGGGAACCUUCUCUAUCUCAGUGGCUGCCUCCUGCAAUUAUCUCCCAAAGACAGUUCUAACUGGGCCUUUAUUUCUUCGAGUCUCACACAUCUCCACAUAGCAGUCAAUGGACCGUUGCUCUGAAACCCUUUUUCUCCCGUCACUCUGCGGAUUUUGGCACACGGUACUUGUUGCAAAACUCAUUGGGCAAGAUAACAAUUCUCUUUGGCCACGAUUUUAUUUGUUUGAAUUUGCCUCAGUUUAUUUUAAUGAGGCAUGUCUUACCAGAUCUUUCUAUCUGUAGUACAUCAGAAAUUUAGACAUUCACCGCUGGGCUGAGUUUUCUCUUUGCCAAGUAAGUAAACCUAGACACUGUAGUCAUGCUUCAGUGGCGUUCUGGUCUAUGCAUCAAGUAAAUCAUCAUUGUACCAGCAUCACAAUAUGUACAAUAUGUUUUGUAGACAAGGCCUCAUAAUCCCAUUACUCUAUCAGAGUGCAGAGUGUGUGUGUGUGUGUGUGUGUGUGUGUGUGUGUGCGCGCGCGUGUGUGAUUGUAUCUUACGAGACAGCCUACAUUUUAUAACCCUUUAAGUUCCUCUCUCCUGUAGUCACUUUGCAUAUUAGGUCUUAUUAUCUUCUGCUACUUAUGGUUAGCUGUGCCUGCCUCUAGCGACUAAGCUGUGAGAGAGAAACUCUGUGUGCAUGAAAGCCAACAAAACGCUGGGAUGAAACUUCAAACUGAUGGCCAGUGAAGAGGAGGAAAGACUACGUUGUGGUACGGAAUGUGUCUGGGAUGUGAAGAGCAUUUUGCUCUACAAACAGGAGCACAGAGGUAAUGGGUAUAACAGACAACCCAAAAGAGCACUGAAGACUGAACUGCCUGAGUACACUGCAGCGGAGUGGAGUAUAUGAACGUUUGGAACUGUGCUCUGGUAAAGACUCAUAACCAAAAGACUAUCUAAUUGGAAUUUACCUCCUUUUUUGUUUUACUUGUUUGCUGUCUGAUUUUAUUGUUUUAAAAAAUUUGGAUGUGUGUUUGAGCCUUUGUGAUGUGUGUGUUCAGCUUUCAGUCACCCAGACAUUUAUUGAUUGGGGGAAACAAAGCCUUACAUUUUCUUGUGUUUAAACCUAACCUUGCUUUCCAUAAACCCCUCAAUCAAGGGCACGGUUAUCCAGCCUCUAUUGCACUGAGUUGUCUCCUCCUCCUGGACUUUUGGUUAUAUCCACCUAGGUAGAAGGUCUCCUUCUCAUGAAUUUGUUGUUUCCGCAUUGAGGGGUAUAGGGAAAGAAAAGGGAAAAUGGUAAAUCUCAUGUGUAGCAGGCAGGGCAGUGGUUUAGCUGGAUGGUGGUGUAUUAGGGUUGUGCUAAUAUCAAUCAUUAUUACACUUGUAAUUCAUUCACAAAUCCCUGACUACAGACUCCUGCCAAACCACACUGAUACCUGCUACAUGAACGCUUAAUGCUUUACUUUUGCUGGACUAUUGAACAGCUGUAUGUGUCUGUGUGCAUCUGUGCCUGUUUGCGCAUGUGUGUGUGUGUGUGUGUGUGUGUGUGUGUGUGUGUGUGUGUGUGUGCGCGCGUGCGUGCAUUUGUGUGUUGUGCUUCUCCAGCCCUUUCUGCCUUUUGCAAUAUGUUUUAGGUUGUACUAAUGCCCUGAGAGCCACUUACACACCUUGCUCAACCCCUUCGCACUAUGUAGGACUGUAUCAGUACUACAGUCAGAAACACGCCUCACUAAUUUGCCUACUCGCACAACCGUCAAGUCGUAGAGUCACACACAUCGUCAUUAAAUUCAUACAGCACUGUCAGACUGAACUACAGCUCAUUUAGUAUCAGCAGGAGUUUUGCAAUGCUAAACUGAUUCUCGGAUCUCUCCUCACAGUGAAACUGAGUGAGAAUGAAUCCUCCUCCCUGAUGGCCUUAUUUAGCUUCUUUCACUCUGGCUUCGGAGGGGUGUCCUUGUGUCAGUGCUUCUCACUGCAUCUAAAAAAUUUAAUCUCUACUGCUGAUCUAAAAGCAUGUGGUUGAUCUAAUAUUUCUAUUGAAGAUGUGUUAGAUACCUGGCAAUAGAUGAGUGCCACGGCUGUCUGAAUUCUCAUCCAUCACCGUGGCUUCGGAUCAUUUAGCAAUAUGGUUAAUAGGAACAUUCUUAGAAAAGCUGUUUUGCCAGUCUAUAUUACUAUUGCGUCCAGCCUUAUAAUGUGACAACGGCCUUCACAAUGUCCUUUACCUCCUCUCUCUUAAAUAAUUGCUAUGUUUUGUGUCUGUUCUCCUUCACGCAAACUGUCUGUGACUGUUUUUUACGAGUCAUAACACUUUUACUUGUCGUGUAUGUUCAAAGUGGUGAAGCGCAUAUAUGUUUCUGUGUGGGGUUAUAAGUCACCUUACAAUGAAGAGAGAUAGAGUUUGUAUGAGAGUACAUGUUCCUCUGAAUAUGAAUAUUUGAAAACUAGAGGUGGAAAGCUGUGAUUAAUAUAGCUAGAAUCAUUUCCGUAUAGAAAGGUCAUGAUGAUAGCAAUAUGUUGUGUAAUGUUUAGUCUUAGGACAAAAAUCAGCACUGAUAUUACUGUUAGUAAUUAGCUACAGGUUUAAAAAAAAAGAAAGAAAAAAGACUGAACAAGUCAAAAAUAUAUUCCUGUUCAGGAAUGAAGUCCUCUUUUUUGCCCAUUUGUUGUGCCGUGUUGUAUAAUGAUGACCAGCAGGGGGCAGCAUGCCAAAGGGAGUUUUGCUCAAAAAGGUCUGCAAUGAUUUCACUGUAUUUUAAUGCAUCUGACUGCAACAUGAGGAAAUCUGAGUUAGGAUAGUUUUUAUUUUUUAAAAUUAAAUGGAAAAACAAAGGAUUUGCAGAGCUAUAUUUAAGAUGUGAUGUGUUUGCUGUAGUAAUUUAUAUAGUUGUGAGUUCUGUUGUGAUUUCUUUUUUUUAAUGUUGGAAAAAAAACCCCUCAUGGUUGUGUUUUGUUUGAUUAGAAAAAUGGUGGAUCGGUUUUGGCCGUGGUGUAACAGCAUUCAAAGUGUGACCUGACAUCAUUAAAGUCCCUCAUACAUUACUUGUAAA